AUGGAGCAACUCUUCCUCUAUUGUUACUUCGCGUACCAUCUUUGGAGGUCUUCCCCUUGGGGAGUUAUUCUGAUUUUUGAAUUUGGAGCUCGUGUUUGGAAUUUGGUAAUAUUUCUCUGGAACUUGAACUUGAAAGGAGUGGAUACUGACAAGUUGUUCCUAUAUGCAUCGAUUGUACUAGAUACGAUUUGGAAGACCCGAAACGAAAAUGUACAUAACAACUCCUUGAGUAACAUUAAGCACUCUAUUGAUUCUAUCUCUUUUUGUUACACAGAUUUUGCAGCUUGCAUGUUUGCUCCAGCUUUGGCUGCUGUGUCCCCUGUUUGGUCCCCUCCUCCAGAAGAUUGGAUUAAAAUCAAUUGUGAUGUUAAGGUAGGUAGCGGAUCCAUGUGUGUGGCGGCUUUGGCAAGUGAUCAUACAUGGAUAGUUUUGUGGGUAGCAGCUAACAUUCUCGACUUCGCGGAUCCUCUGAUUGGUGAAGCUAUGACGUGUCGAUUAGCAUUGGAAUCAGUUCUGUUGAAGAAACACCUUUUUGUUCUGAUUGAGAGUGAUUUGGAGAAGGUUAUUAAUGCUCUGAAGGGAACUUAUUCCAGUUGGACUAUUGAUAAUUACAUUUUUAUUUGUAAUCAACUCUCUAAUCGGUUUUUAAGUUGUAAUUUCUCGUUUAUUUUUAAAUGUUGUAAUUUUGCGGCCCAUAAUGUGGCUAGGUGGGCUUUUGCUCAGAAUAUUUUGGGCAUGGUUGAGAUCUCUUCUAUACUUGACUAUAUCUUUCGUAAUGACCGAGAGGUCUAA
Cannabis sativa is the source of this 792-nucleotide messenger RNA. RefSeq lists its product as uncharacterized. The transcript has a single exon. Lineage: Eukaryota; Viridiplantae; Streptophyta; Magnoliopsida; Rosales; Cannabaceae. Gene Ontology annotation, molecular function: RNA-DNA hybrid ribonuclease activity; nucleic acid binding. The record is from RefSeq and is a predicted model, not a curated record. The coding region runs from base 1 to 792 and encodes 263 amino acids.